This is a messenger RNA of Schistocerca americana (American grasshopper), 3028 nucleotides long. Its product is annotated as transcriptional adapter 1-like. The record is from RefSeq and is a predicted model, not a curated record. The transcript has 7 exons. Lineage: Eukaryota; Metazoa; Arthropoda; Insecta; Orthoptera; Acrididae. Gene Ontology annotation, molecular function: transcription coactivator activity. Gene Ontology annotation, cellular component: SAGA complex. Bases 166 to 1167 code for a protein of 333 amino acids. Gene Ontology annotation, biological process: regulation of transcription by RNA polymerase II.
AGUGGGGUAUAAUGUUUGUGUUUUGAUUGUGUAUUUUGCAUUUAUUGUUUCAUUUGUGUUUGUGUAAUGUAUUGUUAUUGUGUGAAUUCACUGGAUCAAAUGGAUAGACCUUUAAAACAAUCUUGGCACGCCAGAUAAACGUAUAAUCGAAGUCGUUUUUGUAUUAUGACGCAGCAUGAUGAAGUUAGCAGGUCUCGUAAGAGGCUUUUCGAUGCUCUCGGUAGCAAUGCGAGCAAGUAUCUGGUGCUUUUGCGAUUAUGGUUUCAAAUGAAGAAAAGCAAGGAAGAAUUUGAUCAGUCGGCUAGGAAGCUCUUAACGUCAGAUCAAGUGCACCUACACAAUGCAUUUAUUAUUACCUUGAUCACAAAAUGUCACCGCCUUUCUCCGCAUCCACCUUCUAUCUAUGAAAAUUCAGGCCGUGGCCGUGGAGGAAAGGGCCGCCGUCGCAACCGUGCUGAACGUGGUGGUUUUGAACCUGUGGACGUUUUUGACUACAUGCUUCCUAUGCAACAAAUACCGUCACAUGCGCAACAGGAUGCUGUUCGACUUCUGGCCCAGGAAAGGUUUCUGCCAGAUUUUCCAUUUAUGUAUAGUCGGACUAUGCUUGGUGCAUGGGAGCAUGGUCUUGAAGGGGCAGAGGAUGGUGCUGUAAAGCUUAUUAUGUCAGCAGUGUUGGCAUUGCUGCGCAACAUUAUAUUUGCAACGAUUUGUCGCAGAAAAUCCUUUCAUGUUCUUGAUAGUCGUUCUCCAUAUGGUGUUAAUAAACCAUAUAUUAACAAAUGGCUCAGGAGGAAGCUGGAUAAACCUCUUAGGUGUAAUGUUUUAAGGGGAAAGCCUGAUGAAAAGGGAGCAUCAUGCAGCCGACUUAGAAUUCUUGGACCAACAUACGAAGAAAUGGAGCAACGUUAUAUAUUUGAACUCGCAUGUUCGUCUCGGCAGCCUCCACCCAACAGGCCAAUAAGCUUAUAUGACCUACUUGAAACAGUGCAGGUGCAUCGAAAUGUGAUUCCAUCUGCAAGUGUAAUGUCUCUUCUGGAGGAGAGAAUUUUUGAUCGCCUAAUUCACCGGACUCAUGAGGAGAUGAGGGCUAAGCGUGUUCUUGAUAACUCAAUGUUUCUUUCAACUGAUCACCAUAAUUCCACAUUUAAAUCAAACAAUGAAAUGUGAGUGAAAAGGUUCAAUAGUACAAAUUAAAUCAAUUUCACAGGUGUGCAUAUCCACAUUUCUGCAGAAAACAUAAUAACAGAAUGUUACAUUGCUUGUAAAAAUUCAAGAAAACCAAUCAUAUUUAAGAACAUUUGCAGCAUAUUGCUAUAAGUAAAGUGUGAAUAUUCAGUUUUGUAAAUUACAAUUAUCUGACUGCUCCUGUUGUGAAAUAAUAGGUACUUUCACAUAUUGAAAUCGUGGAGAUUGAAAUCGUGGAGCUAAGCGAAUGAAGAUUUUGAAAGAAGGGAAUAUGAUUUGGUGUGAAGAGUGAAAGAAGAGAAGGAAGAAGUGACAAACAUGUGACAGCCUGUUCCAGUUAAUUUUUCAAAAAAUGGGAACUGGAGAGGGAAGUUUAUAGGAUUGUAAUUAGGACAUUUACUCUUGAAGUUGGUGAAAAGAAAGACACAGAAUCGUGAACUGCAGAGAUCAAUUUUGUACCUGGUAUACCUCUCAGCAUGAAGAAUGAAAUGUCAUAUCUUUACCCUCUAAGUUGGUAGUUCCCAUGCUUGCACCUAGCCUAUUGGUGAUAGUUUACAUGAUCAGGUGGCACAGGAGUGCAGCAUUUUAUUUAAAUUAUUUCUUCAGUGGGAAUCGUGUGUUGAACAGUGAUGAAAUAUCCAGGAAUUCUUAACAGUAGACCCUUACUACAUUCAAGACACACAUGAUUACUUGAAAUAAACUUUGUUUGAUAGUCUUUGAAGUAAUCUUCAAAAUAAAGCCCACUAUCUGCAGUAUGUGCCCAUUACUUUCCAGUAGUUCUAUUAUGAGACAUAGCCUCAGAUUUUUCUUUGCAUCUUCCUUUGCCUUUUCAGUGCUCUGAUAAACAAUAAAUGCACUGUACACUUCAACAUUAAUGGCCUUCUCAAUAUUUUCAUUACCACUUUACAUAUAUAUAUAUAUAUAUUUCUUUUCACGAGGAAAGUUUGUGGUUCCUGGUUUCUUCCUACUUCCUCACUUCCCGAUGAAGGUCUUCAUGGUGCAUCAGCACUAACAUACCUACACUUAACUAAUGAAGUAAUGAUGCCCAUUGUCUACAGAUGGCAGAAGAACGCAGUUUAACAUGAGAAACUGCAACUGGUGAGAAUGUGGUCUUAUUACCACAAGUGCAGAAGCUCAGAGAGCACCAGUGAUUAACUCAGUUUCCUGGCUAGAGAGGUUAACUCAUAUAAUAAACACUUAAGAAAAAACUUAUUUGAAGGAAUACUAAGCAAGCAUUAGGUGUAAGAACAAUAAUAAAUUUUUAAGUUCUAUUGACGAGCUAUAAACUCAGAACUCUGGUUGUAUAUACAGUAGAGUGUAGAUUAAAAUCUCCAGAGCAGCACUUAGAACACUAUAGAGGGCUCCUAUUUCACAGACAGAUAAGUUUUAGUCUGAUUGAUGAUGCUGCAGGCAGAUAAGUUUCUGCACCAAGUCACUGUAGUUUGCCAUUAAACUUGUAGUAUGAUUUGUGCAGCAUGUAUGCAGUAGGUGAUAAAUCUUCCAAAUACCCGGAUCUUAGUAAAAACAAUGUUCACAGAUCAGUGUGUUGCAUAAAUAAUUACACCAUGAAUAUACAGUUUAUUAUGUAAUGCAGCAUCAGUAUAUUUAAAUGAAUAAAAUGUAUCAUUGUGAGGUAUAUAUUGAUAGCAUUCCAUGUAAGGUUUCAGAUUAUGCUCAGAAUUGUGGAAAUGGCACAAAUAAAAAAUGAAGUACAAAUGCAAAAAAAUGUUAUGAGAGAACAAUAAUUUAUUAAGUAAGCAUAAUUUAGAAGGGACUGUAUGUUGUAAGAGACUGUAAUAACGAUAAGAUGAUGGCAUUCAAUGAAGUGCACUAUGCCACAGGU